This is a messenger RNA of Polistes canadensis, 2530 nucleotides long. RefSeq names its product mitogen-activated protein kinase kinase kinase 7-like. The transcript is spliced from 9 exons. The coding region runs from base 162 to 1955 and encodes 597 amino acids. Gene Ontology annotation, molecular function: MAP kinase kinase kinase activity; ATP binding; magnesium ion binding. Gene Ontology annotation, biological process: positive regulation of canonical NF-kappaB signal transduction; protein phosphorylation; JNK cascade. Lineage: Eukaryota; Metazoa; Arthropoda; Insecta; Hymenoptera; Vespidae. The record is from RefSeq and is a predicted model, not a curated record.
UUUCAGUUCAUUUAGUCUAAUCUAUUCCAUGGUACAAGGUCUGAUAUUGAAAAUGGCAAAUGGCAAGGGACUUUAAGGCCAGUUUAAGUAAACAUUUGUGCAUUAGUUGUUUUCGAUCGGUUAAAUGUGUCAUCAUAACAAUGUAAUGUGGACUGUGUGCGAUGGCGAACAGAGACAUAACAGGCCAUCAGCAACAGUUCAUUGAAGAAAUUAAUUACAAUGAAAUUGAAAGAGAGCAGGUAGUUGGUAAGGGGUCUUUUGGAGUUGUAUGGAAAGGAAAGUGGAGAGGCCAAUAUGUUGCUGUAAAGCAUAUCAAUUCGGAGGGUGAAAGAAAAGCUUUCACGGUAGAAGUAAGACAAUUAUCGAGAGUAUUUCAUCCGAAUAUUGUCAAAUUAUAUGGUGCAUGUACCAAAAAUCCAGUAUGUUUGGUAAUGGAAUAUGCAGAAGGUGGAUCAUUAUACAAUGUUCUUCAUUGCAAUCCGCAACCACGCUAUACUGCCAGUCAUGCAAUGAGCUGGGCUCUUCAAUGUGCACGCGGUGUAGCAUAUCUUCACAAUAUGAAACCCAAACCAUUGAUUCAUAGGGAUUUAAAGCCACCGAAUUUAUUGCUAGUCAUGGGUGGACAAACACUUAAAAUUUGUGAUUUUGGUACAGCUUGCGAUUUGAAUACGUAUAUGACUAACAAUAAAGGGUCAGCUGCAUGGAUGGCACCAGAAGUAUUCGAAGGUUCAAGAUAUACUGAAAAAUGUGAUGUAUUUAGUUGGGGUGUCAUUUUGUGGGAAGUUCUCUCACGUAAAAAACCUUUUGACGAGAUUGGUGCAUCUGCGUACAGAAUAAUGUGGGCUGUGCAUAUAGGACAAAGACCACCCUUGAUAGAAGGUUGUCCGAGACCUAUUGAGGAAUUAAUGACAAAAUGUUGGCAGAAAUGUCCAGAAGAUAGACCUUCAAUGGACGAAGUAGUGAGAAUUAUGACUAUUCUAUUUGAAUUUUUUAACAAUAAUUUAGAACCUGUUGAAUAUUCCUUGGGUAGCGAAGCAGACGAUAUCGAUGGCAACGAAGAUACAAAAGAUGAUAUUUUGGAUAUGGUAACGACUUUAGAUACUCGGAUAAAUGGAUCAGUGAUUAAUGGAACAAUAUGUCCAAACGUUACCCCAUCUGUCAAACAAACUAAUAAUUUAACAGAUAGUGAAUUUAAUUCGUAUCCAGUGAUUUCUCAACAGUCCUCCAAUAAUGCAUCAACGCAUUCCUCACCACAAAUAAAAAGAUCGUUACCGCAAUGUAAUCCUAUAAUACCACAAAGUACAUCAUCAUCCGUUGAAAAUGCAAAUCGUAACGCAAAAGACAUUCUAUAUGCGACACCAGCAAUGAAACGAGGCGAUAGACAAUUUAUUUUACCACAAAGUGAAUCCAGUAUGACACCAUUACACGUUAAUUGUGAUACGGAUGCAUGGGAACUUAGUAAUUUUUCAGAUUCGUCGUGGGAAAUUCAUAAUAUGGCUGGUUUAGAUAAAAUGGUGCAAAAGACAAAGAAAACAGUUCGUGGUACCAGCACCACUAGCGAGGACUUGGAUAACGUGUACCGUCUCUUAGAUGCGGAUUUAAGACCCCUUACACCGGACCAUACGUGCGAACGUUCUCGUGAAAUCUUUGAAGAACACAAACAAUUAGCGCAGGAGUAUCUAAAAGUACAAACGGAAAUAGCCCUAUUAGGACAGCAUAAAAAUGAGAUGUUAAAAAAUAUAAGCAUAGAUAAUCUACGACAACAACAAGAACUACGAAAAUUAGAGGAUGAAAAGGAAUCUUUGGUGAAACUGUAUCGAAACUUAAAACGACAAUUAGAGAUAAUGAAAAGCAAGAGAACGAGUAAUAAUCCUGUAAACAAUUGUAUACCAACGAUAAGUUCUGCCGUUUCUGGUAACAAUGGUUGGGUUGUGGUGCCGCGACAAGAUCCUUGAAAACUUUUUAGUCGCAAGAAUGUCCCUAAUGUGUUUCUUAUUAAACAUGAUAGUUUUAUAAAACGAAAAGUUAAGAAUUUAAAAUGAUUCGGAUUGGAAUUUAAAAUGAUUCGGAUUAGAAUUUAAAAAUGGCAUCAAUUUAUUGCAUUUGAAAUUUAACAUUGGUUACUUUGUCCUUUAUAAAUCUUUGUUUAUCUUGGCUAGAUGCCUAACGUGUCGGACUAUGACUGUUCCUUAAUAGUGAUUAAAUGUAUUGAUGGUGUUGUACAAUGAGAUGAUUUACGAUCUAAAUAAGAUAUUUGAAAUUUAAAUAAGAUGAGAAUCGUAGGAACGAAAAUAUAUAUAUUAUCAAUUAUAAAAUAUAUUUAUAUAUACAUACAUAUAGAUCUUUGGUACUAAUUCUAAGAAGUGUAUCUCUAUAUUGAUAAUACAAUAGAAUAUUUUCAUUUAAAAAUAUGUAGAAAAUAAGAUUGAAUAUGGCCAAGAAGUACUUAAUAUGUCGCGAAUAAUAUAAAAUACGUAAAGAUGUAAUGUGCACGUAAUAUUUCGUUGCUCAAUACAAUUUUUAUCUUUAA